Symbiodinium natans is the source of this 1320-nucleotide messenger RNA. The record is from the annotation of a GenBank genome assembly. NCBI's taxonomy places the organism in Eukaryota, Dinophyceae, Suessiales, Symbiodiniaceae.
AUGUGGCACAGCAGGCUUUUGGUUGCUUCGGUUCGAACUACUGCCACAGGCAUCAGGCGAGUCAUGACGAUCUCGCCUGCUCAGGAAGCCAUCAUUCAAGCAGAAGAGAAGUAUGGAGCGCACAACUAUCAUCCUCUGCCAGUUGUCUUAUGCAAAGGACAAGGCACAAAGCUUUGGGAUGUAGAUGGCAAAGAAUACUUCGAUUUUCUUUCUGCGUAUUCGGCAGUGAACCAGGGCCACUGCCAUCCCAAGAUCAUCGGGGCUUUGCAAGAACAAGCACAAAAGUUGACCUUGACAUCAAGAGCGUUUCACAAUGAUGCGUUAGGCGAGUACUGCAAGUUUGUGACGGAGUUCUUUGGCUUUGAACGCCUGCUGCCAAUGAACACAGGCGUGGAAGCGGGCGAAACAGCUAUUAAGCUGGCUCGGCGAUGGGGUUAUGAUGUGAAGAAGAUAGCACCAGGAAAGGCGCAAGUGAUCUUCGCAAACGGCAACUUUUGGGGCCGCACGAUUGCGGCUAUCAGCACAUCAGAUGACCCAAGUUCGACUACAGGCUUUGGACCGUUUGUGCCAGGAUUUUCAAGCGUGGCAUAUGAUGAUCCAGCCGCUCUCGAGGCCAAAUUGAAAGCUCACGGAGAUGAAGUUUGCGCGUUCAUGGUGGAGCCAAUCCAGGGUGAAGCAGGCGUUGUCGUACCAUCUGAUGGAUACUUGCGGCGUGUCCGCGAACUUUGCGACAAGUACAACGUGCUGCUCAUCACUGAUGAAGUGCAGACAGGGCUUGGCCGUUGUGGGACACUUCUUGCAUGUGAUCAUGACGGCAUCCGUCCUGACAUCUUAGUCCUUGGCAAGGCGCUAUCUGGCGGAGUUCUGCCGGCUUCCGCAGUGCUCACCUCACAUGAGGUUAUGCUGACAAUUCGUCCAGGAGAGCAUGGCAGCACGUACGGUGGGAAUCCGCUGGCUUGCAGAGUAGCCACUGCGGCGUUGACUGUUCUCAAGGAUGAAGCUCUGACGGAGAAUGCAGCCGAGCGAGGUGAACAGCUGCGUGCAGGUUUGCGAAAGCUCUCCCAAGAUGAAGGCUCGCCCAUCAAGCUCGUGCGUGGUCGUGGCUUGUUGAACGCAAUUGUGAUCGGUGGCUCUGACAGGGGCAACUACGGUGAUGAAGGCCUUGCAUGGCAACUGUGCGAAGAAAUGUGCAAGAAUGGCUUGCUUGCCAAGCCCACUCAUGGAACCAUCAUUCGGCUUGCUCCGCCUCUGUGCAUCACUGCGGCGGAGAUCGAUGAGUGCAUUGCAAUCAUUGCAAAGAGUCUCAAGUGCUUGGCUUGA